AUGAAGGGACCUAGAUGGAACACUUUCAUGUUUCUGUUAACAAUGGCUGCUUUUAUGAUUCUCCUGCUUCCUUGCAAAGGUAUUGGUGUAUGUUAUGGUAGAAAUGGAAACAAUCUUCCAUCUCCAAGAGAUGUAAUAGGCCUCUACAAAAGGUGUGGAAUUCAACUCAUUAGACUCUUUGAGCCAAAUCCACAAGUACUAGAUGCACUUCGUGGGUCAAAUCUCCUUGUCUCUUUAGGAGUGAGAAAUGAAGAUUUAAGUAACCUUGCGUCAAGCCAAACUGCAGCCACUGCUUGGGUUAAUGCCAAUGUCCUCCCUUACAAGAGCAAUGUCAUAUUCCGGUGGAUCACAUUAGGCAACGAGGUAAUUCCGGGCUCUUAUUCCACAUUUGUGGCCCGAUCCAUGGCCAACAUCUACAAUGCCAUUCGCGCUAUCGGUUUGACUAGCACAAAGGUGACUACCGUUGUGCCAAUGACUGCCCUGGCAUCGUCUUACCCACCCUCAGCCGGGGCAUUCUCUGGCCAAGUGGUUGGGGUCAUGAGGGAUGUNGUGACUACCGUUGUGCCAAUGACUGCCCUGGCAUCGUCUUACCCACCCUCAGCCGGGGCAUUCUCUGGCCAAGUGGUUGGGGUCAUGAGGGAUGUCGCUUCAUUUUUAUCGCGAGCAGGUGCACCUCUUAUGAUUAAUGUUUACCCUUAUUUUGCCUUCGCCUCUGAUCCACAACAUGUUUCUUUAGAAUAUGCAACUUUCCGUUCAAAACAGCCUGUUGUGGAUGGAAAUUUGAGGUAUAAUAGCCUCUUCGACGCCAUGGUUGAUGCUUUUCAUGCAGCAUUGGAGAAGAUCAAUUCAGGGAAUGUUUCGAUCUCGAUUUCGGAAACUGGUUGGCCAACUGCUGGGAACGGUGCUUACACAAAUAUUGACAUUGCAAAAGCUUAUAAUACUAACCUGGUCAAUCAUGUUAAAAGGGAGGGGACUCCAAGGAGGCCAAACCAACUUAUGGAUACUUUCAUUUUUGCAAUUUUCAACGAAAACCAAAAAGAAAAUGGCGUUGAGCAGAAUUGGGGGCUGUUUUAUCCGAAUAUGAAGCCUGUUUAUCCCUUUUUCGCAAACUGCUUACGUUAG
This is a messenger RNA of Ilex paraguariensis (yerba mate), 1122 nucleotides long. NCBI's taxonomy places the organism in Eukaryota, Viridiplantae, Streptophyta, Magnoliopsida, Aquifoliales, Aquifoliaceae. The record is from the annotation of a GenBank genome assembly.